CGUGGACCCCUGACUGCUAACCUGUACAACCAAUAGAAGCGGGGGUCUCCGUUCGUUUGUCAUUCUCACGGCCAAUCACAUGGUCGCAUGGGCGGGCCUAGCGAGGGCCUGGCAUUCAUGUUUGGUUGCAAAAGGAGCAGUCCCCCGGCUGUGAGACGAGGAGACCCGGGACGGAUGUGACCCCACCACACCUCUUUGAAAAGUACUUUUCCCUCGACAACUGGAACUGAAUUACUUGGAAUUGGAUGCUGUGGAUGAGGAAUCCUUUGAGAUUAUUCCCAUAGCUUUUUAUUAUAUUUAUUCGCCCCCCUGGAAUGGCAUUGGAUAAGAGCUAAAACCUUGUGGUUUCUCAGUCUUCAUCGAGGCGUUUUGGCGGACUUCACUUACUUUUCCCGGAGGUCUGGCAUUUCCCAAGCCCAGUACGACAUGGAUCAAGCCAGCGGGGGAGAGGACCCCAACAAACCCUCUAAGAAGAAGUCAAACGAGGAGGAGGGAAAAAACAAGAAGCUGAACAUACACAUAAAAACAUUGGCUGACGACAUGCGAGACCGGCUCACUAGUUUCCGUAAGGCGGGUCUGAAGAAAGAGAAGCCCCUGAUUCAGCACUCGACGGACCUCCAAACCACACCCACCGAGAUGCCCCUGCCUCAGCCCCUGUUCGACGACCGCUCGCUGAACCUCUCGGAGAAGGAGAUCAACGACCUCUUCGAGAAGAUGAUGGAGGACAUGAACCUGAACGAGGACCGGAAGGCGCCUCUGCGUGGGAAGGACCUCAGUACCAGGCGAGAGAUGGUGGUCCAGUACAUCUCGGCCACUUCCAAAUCUAUAACUGGGAGCAAAGUUGCGGGCGGUCUGAGGAACAGCAAGCACGAGAGCACGCUGUCGUCCCAGGAGUACGUCCACGAGCUGCGCUCCGGCAUCACAGAGGAUAAGCUGCUUAAUUGUCUGGAAUCCCUCAGAGUCUCUCUCACCAGCAACCCCGUCAGCUGGGUGCACAACUUUGGCCAUGAAGGUCUGGGUCUGCUCCUGGAAGCUCUGGAGAAGCUUCUGGACAAGAAACAGCAGGACAACAUGGAUAAGCGGAACCAACACAAGCUGAUCCAAUGCUUGAAGGCCUUCAUGAACAAUAAGUAUGGACUGCAAAGGAUUCUGGGAGAUGAGCGCAGCCUGCUGUUGCUGGCGCGAGCCAUCGACCCCAAGCAGGCCAACAUGAUGACGGAGAUCGUGAAGAUCCUCUCUGCCGUCUGCAUCAUCGGGGAGGAGAACAUUCUGGAUAAGAUCCUGACCGCCAUGACGAUCGCCGCCGAGAGGAACAACAAGGACCGCUUCGCCCCGAUCGUAGAAGGGCUGGAGAACCACGAGGCACAGCAGCUCCAGGUGGCCUGCAUGCAGCUGAUCAACGCUCUGGUCACCUCUCCUGACGACCUGGACUUCCGGAUACAUCUGCGCAACGAGUUCUUAAGAUGCGGGCUCAAGAAGAUUCUGCCGGAGCUGAAGGAGACGGAGGAGCUGGACAUCCAGCUGAAGGUCUUCAACGAGAACAAGGAGGAGGACGCCAUCGAGCUCUCCCACCGCUUCGACGACAUCCGGUCCGAGAUGGAUGAUAUGAAUGAGGUGUACCAUCUCCUGUCCAACAUGGUGAAAGAUACGGGAUCAGAGACGUACUUCCUGUCAAUCCUCCAGCAUCUCUUGCUCAUCAGGAACGACUAUUACAUCAGACCUCAGUACUACAAGAUCCUGGAGGAGUGUGUGUCCCAAGUGGUCCUGCAUCGCAGCGGGAUGGACCCCGACUUUGGCUGCAGCAAGAGGCUGGAUGUGGACUUCACACAUCUCAUAGACCAGUGCGUGGACAAAGCCAAGGUGGACGAGAGUGAAGAGAAGGCGGCAGAGUUCUCCAAAAAGUUCGACGAGGAGUUCGGGGCGCGGCAGGAGGCGCAGGCGGACGCCCAGAAGAAGGAGGAGCGCAUCAAGGAGCUGGAGGGCCAGAUCCAGACGCUGCAGACCCAGAUCGCCGCCGGCCCGGCCCUCGGAGCAGCGGGGGCCCCCCCCAUGGCCGGGGCCCCCCCGCCCCCCCCACCCCCCCCUCCCCCUCCCCUGCCGGGCGGCGGCCCGCCCCCUCCCCCGCCCCUCCCGGGCCACGCUUGCAUGCCGCCGCCCCCGCCGCCGCCGCCCCUCCCAGGCGGGGGUCCUCCCCCUCCCCCUCCACCGCCUCCUCCCCCCGGCUGUGGACCCCCGCCCCCCCCCGGAGGACCGCCCCCUCCCCCCGGGUUCGGCCCCCCCGGGCGGGCCCCCCCUCCCCUGGUGGUCAAGCUGCCCUACGGCCUGGAGGCCAAGAAGACCUACAAGCCCGAGGUGGUCAUGAAGAGGGUCAACUGGUCCAAGCGAAAAAAGACCUGGACGUUACGGAUGACCGGAUGUCACAGUUCAAGAAGAAGGCAAAGGAGCUGCGUGUUCUGGAUCCAAAGACGGCCCAGAAUCUCUCCAUCUUCCUGGGUUCCUUCCGGCUGCCCUACGAGGAGAUCAGGGACAUCGUGCUGCAGGUGGACGAGGAGCGGCUGAGUGAGUCUCUCAUACAGAACCUGAUAAAGAAUCUGCCGGAACAGAAACAGCUGAGUGCGUUGGCUGAACUAAAGGGAGAAUACGAAGAACUGGUGGAGUCUGAGCAGUUUGGCAUCGUGAUGAGUUCGGUGAAGCUGCUGCGGCCCCGACUCAACGGCAUCCUGUUCAAGUUGACCUUUGAGGAGCAGGUGAACAACAUCCGGCCGGACAUCAUGAGUGUGACCUUCGCCUGCGAGGAGGUGAAGAAGAGUGAGAGCUUCAGCAAGCUGCUGGAGCUUGUGCUACUAGUGGGGAACUACAUGAACGCCGGCUCCCGCAACGCCCAGACCUUCGGCUUCAACAUCAGCUUCCUCUGCAAGCUCCGUGACACCAAAUCUGUGGAGCACAACAUUACACUGCUGCACUUCCUGGCCGAGCUGUGUCAGGAGAAACACCCGGAGAUUAUGAGUUUCCCCGAUGAGUUGGAGCACGUGGAAAGUGCCAGUCGAGUGCCCGCUGAGAUCCUGAGCAGCAGUCUGAGCAACAUGGAGAAACAGAUCCAGCGGCUCGAAAGCGACAUCAAGAACUUCCCCAAGACAGACGACGACCAAGAUAAGUUUGUGGAGAAGUUGUCGGGCUUCAGUAAGCACGCCCGGGAGCAGUACGAGAAGCUGUCCACCAUGCACAAGAACAUGCAGAAGCUGUACGAGAACAUGGGCAGCUUCUACGCCUUCGACCCUCACACCCUUAGCGUGGAGGACUUCUUCGGGGAGCUGGCCAACUUCCGCACGCUGUUCAUGGAUGCAGUGAAGGAGAACCAGAAGAAGAGGGAGAUGGAGGAGAAGAUCAAGAGAGCCAAGCUGGCGAAGGAGAAAGCUGAGCGAGAGAAGCAGGAGCGCCAGCAGAAGAAGAAGCAGUUGAUUGACAUGAACAAAGAGGGAGAUGAGACCGGCGUGAUGGACAGCUUGAUGGAAGCGCUGCAGUCCGGCGCCGCCUUCCGGGACCGUCGAAAACGCACUCCACGCAACGGUGAUCAAAGCCCAUCCAGUCCUGCCUCUCGCUGGCCGGGGGGUAAUUAUGGGAGCAGAACUCUCGGUGUGUGAACUCUCCACAGCUUAAACCGAACCAAAUGUCCUUGUCUCUUCACUGCACCUCACCUGGCUGCGUAACACCUGCACGUCCUCACAUCACGUACUGUAGUCCACGCAGGAGCCCGGUCCACAGCCCAGGACCACUCGCUGACCGACUGUGUUCCUCUUUAGCAUGGGAUCUGUGUGCUUACGCUUCAGAAACCAGCGGCAGUAAGCCGCUCUCCAAACCGACGCCUUGUACGCCCCCCUUGAUCUUAAAUGUUUAAUGCAAUAAUACACACAGCACUCUAGUGGCCUUGGUGCCCCUGUGGCGCUGUGUUUUCUCUCUGUUUGUCACUCAUUCAACACUGCUGUCGCUGCAGUAUAGACCAGCCAGCCACCUAGCUGGGCCUCCUGCAGCAUGUCUAGACUCCCUGGUCUAUUAGAGGCAGGGGCACCAGCCCUGUCGCCUUGGUACCGUGCACAACGCUUCUGUGUGUGUGUCUGUGUGCGUUUAUGUGUGUGUCUUGCCCUUGAUUUUGUUUCACUGGGCGAAUGUCUCAAUGUUGUGGUGCAGCAGCUUAUGUAUGUAAGUUUGAAUGUGUUAUUGCCUGACCGCUUCUUGAACUACGUCAGUAGUUGUAGUCCGGCCGCCUGCGAUGCAACCUUGGUGAACAUGUGCUCAUGCAUCGUCUCAAACAUGUGUUUACUGCAACCCUGUGCCUGUCAGUGUUUUUGUUGUGUUAAAACAUGCACCGUCUCUGCAACUGUAUCAAUGGCUCAACUGUGAUUCGCUGAUGAGUGUCUGAAUAUUCAUUUGUGAUGCACUAUAAAGCUAAACUGGUAUUAGCAUUUGGUUUUGGGUAGAAUAACGAUUCUAGCCAACAAUACAAUAUUAAACUGAAAAGUGUGAAUCUCAUGUGUAUCUUACAUUUUGAGACUUAAUCGGUAAUGAGUUAAUUUAUUUGGAAAUUAUGAGUCACUGGAGCACGAUUGUACAAAAUAAUUAUUGUAAUAAUAAUUAUAAUAAUAACUUAUCAUUAUAAUUUCUAUGCUUUGUGUUAAAACAAAUGCAAUGCAUUUAUUUUAGACCCUCAUGAGAGUUUUUGUCAUGCAGGAAUAUGGCCUGUAUGUUGCUGUCUUUCGAGUGUCAUUAUUAGUUGUCAUGCACAGAAUAUUCUAUGUUUGUCUUGAUAUAGAGCUCUAUACUGCGGGUUGGUCAAAAUCGACUGUCUAUGUUCUCUGGGGUGAAAAAUCCCCUCUCCAUACCUGCUCCACGAUUCGUUUUAGAGGAAGUCUUGAAACGAAUUGAGGGAAAUGUGUCUUUCCCAUGAGACGGCUGGAACACAAAUCCUCAGCCACACUUUGAGGGGGAGAAUGAAGACAUACCGGUCUGUGAAAAGAAACAAUUAACAGCUCAGACAACCCGUGAUUUGGCAGUAAAAGGCAGCUCUAUUUAUUCCCUGAAAGCCCUUUUGUACAUGGCGAGUAAAAAUGAUGGGAUCUCUAGUUAAGAACAAUCGAUUGAGCAUUUCUCCUUUCUUAUUAUGUCUUCCUUCUUAUAUUCCUUCUGAGGAUAUUUCGUAUCACAUUCUCACGAGCCUAACACUUUAUCUACUCUGCUUUGGAUUCGCGGUCUCACAAUUGCCGCUAGAAAAGUGUCUCAGUGCGGUGAUAUGGCCUAAUGCGGCGUGUGUUCACUGCUGUUCUUCACGUCUGUUGAGGUAUAUGCGCUAAAGGUUGAUUAACCUCCUGUCAUCCUCGGACGAGCAGCGUGCAGCACGCAGGAGUCUCUGCUCGGCUGGAAGGAGUUAAUUUAAACUCAUCCGUCUGGCGCACACUGUAGGUUCAACUGCACUCCAGCUCCACAUCCUCAGGACUCAGCCCGGGUUGGGAUUCCUGCGGCUGCCUGUCACAAUUACACCUAAUUCCACAAGCAUUUCCUAUUUCCUUGUCUCCAUUUGGCACGAGAUGGAAACCGCACCCAGGGGGUUUCAGUCAUGUGUUAUGCAAUUACUGUGGCCAGCCCUAAUUCUAAUGGAAGGAGGGGGGUGGACUGAUGGGAACCAACAGGUUCUAGCCUUUCCCUGCUUGUUCACCGAGAGAGACGCUAUUUUGCACGUUUGGAUAAAAUUGGUUUGACAUUAACAUAACAGGGGCCUUGUUUUCUUCUGGGCGACGUGAACGUUAAAUUGAGUCUCAGCCUAAAAAGACCAAAAUACAGCAUGGGACUUUGCAAACGCUCUUGUCCUACCGUACUCCGUCUCCGGCGGGGUUCUGCGGUAGCCCGGUUCCUUGGCAGCAGAUCGGUGGGCAGGCACCCCUCAUCCAUCCUGACUUAUUGAUUUUUGUUUGGUGAUGAAAGCCACAGACUCACUAGGUCCUUCUUACUAGGAGGCCUUCCAAAAAGACACAUCAAUCAGAUAUCAAAGGCUUCCAAGCCGAUUUUAUUUAUUUACCGACUUUUCAAAGUCGCUAGGAUCAAACUCGGUCUUGUCUCUCGCUCGCUGCUCGUCCACCCCUCCGACACCCUUCGUCGCUCACCUUUACAUGCUCGUCGAUCCGGAGCCCCUUUGUGCCUCGUCCCGUCCCAUUAAGGCACCUUUGACUGAGGAGUGAUUACCUUCCUCCUUUUAUCAAGCGGAGAUUCAGUGAUAUAAUGCCGGUCAGGGUCGUGGGAUUCUAGCCUUAAUGUCUAAGCUCCCCGGAGAACUCAGCCAGUUAAUUCAGCCAGCCGGGCCACGGAGCAUCCACCCUCUAUGUUUAAUGAUAUUAAAUUACCCUACUUUCCCUCGUGAAAUGUUAAAGGCGGAAAAGGAAGGAUUCUGAACAGAGGUAAAUUAAACGAGCUGAAAUGUGGCAGCAAAGAAUCAUCCCUCCCCCUCUUCCCCUGGCUUCAUGAAUGAUCUCUUCAUACCUUGACUUAUAAGAUCUGUGUUUGUUACCGAAAUCCAUAGCAACCCUGAAGAAGUAGAUGUUUUAUUGCCUUGACUGGUGUCUUUAUCCCGUCUUCGUUCGGGAGGGGGGGGGGGAAAUCAUACGUUUGUGCCUCAAAACUACAUCACAGGCCCAGAUAGUGAUCUGAAUUCCCUUAGAAACUAAUUUGUUCCCACAUAUGUUAUACCUUGUACCGGUAGCUUUAACUCCUCCACUGUUGACUCUCUGUCUCAAUAGUGUGCGUUGUGUGCUUGUGCAUCAAUCCUCACACACACACACACACACACACACACACACACACACACACACACACACACACACACACACACACACACACACACACACUCAACCAGGGGCGUGAGCUGGCUCCUCAUUGGAGGGUUUCAGUCAUUGGCGCGCCUUCGCUACAGGCUACCUCUUCAGGGCAUCAAUGGAAGCCGCUCAUGGGGCCGGCCCAGGGGGUAUCCUAGAGGUAGUAGAGCUAAUACAAUCUGGGCCAGGAGAGCCGCAGAGACACGCUGCCGCCAGGUAUAGCACACACAGCUUAUGAGAUGGGGAGAUCCUGCUGCGGUGGACGGGUGCAGACAGAGCCCCAUCGAUGGCUGCCGUUUCAAACCCAUCACCUGGUGCUCGUAGAUAAGGAGGUUUAUCAACGGUCAAAGGAAGGAGUCUGGGGCCGGCCGGCGAACGGGGGGGGGGAGGGUCGGGCAAGGGGCCGACCUUCAAGGGCAACGUCGACGCCGUCGUGCCUCCCGUUGACCCUAAGUCCCUCUCCUGCCACGCAGUCCCCUGACCCCUGCCUGGGAAAAUAAUCAUGGACGUAUAGCUCAUGAUUUGAUGUACCGCGAAGACGUGCCCGCGGUGCAUAACUAAUCCGUCAUUUGACUUUGCCGAGGGAGGUCGCUGAACUGAGUGGAGUGUGACGAGCAUCCAUUUUGAAAAAAGGAUAAAUCAGAUCUUAAUAGAAGGCGUUCUUCGUGCGUAUACCAGGGUUCCUCUUCCACUGCCGACAAGUACCCCUGGAGCUGGCGUCUGUUUAAUUUGCGAGGAGGCCAUCUAUUGACGGUAGUGGGAGUGUCAACACGGUGCUUGUGGACCUUGCCCCUAUGCUUUAUGUGUUCUGCUCUUGUGAUGUAGAGCUAGACUGCUCCUGGUGUCGUAGACCUCCUUAGAGAUAGACACAACGGAGUCCCUCUGUGAUGGACCUACGGCACUCAAUGCCUACAUUAAAUAUUGUCCAUCUCUACAGGGACAAGGUCUCAUCGAUGUGAAAUGUACUUAGCCCGCCCGCCUAGUGGCCAUCAACGCCCGACCGAGAGGCAUAAAUCUCGACCUAACUUCUCGGAUAAUAUCCCAAAGCUUUCGCACUCGUACGAUUCCAUAAUUUUUUUCCCUCUCCGACACCAUGGGCUUUGAAGUUCGAGCGUAGUUAUGAAAGGUCACCCUAAGUGUAAAUUGUCAAUACUGGAUCAAUUUUGCACGGCCAAUAUUCUUCAGAGACCCCCGUAAUGGAAGGUUUUAUCUUAUUUUUGCCCAGCGCCCGUUCGCACAAUAGGAUUGAUAUCAUUCAUUGUUUGAUGAAUUCCUAAUAGACCUAUAACUCUCGCAGCGCAAAGCCGAAGGAAUGCCUUUGAAAGGGAAAUAUAGUGAACGCCGUUAAACAACCAUCCUCCAGGCUGAGCAAUGGUCCUCAUAAUAUUCCAGUGGAAUCCUAACCAGGCUAUCAUGCUUAGCUUUGAAGGAUGGUUAACUUACGUAGGCUGAAUUAAACCUUAUUUAUUCCUUAUUAGAAAUAGAGAUCUGGCACACACAACGAUCAGCGCUGAUGCUCUGUGAAAAUAAAUUGUGCUAUUGUGUGAAGUGAUAGGCAACGAACGGGAACGCACAAUAUUCCUCAUUUCACGUUUUUGUGUUGUUACCCCCUUUUUUUUCCCCCCUCUGAAAAAUGAGGGCAGCUGCGAUCAUCCACAAAUCGUGCCCAGGUUUCCAUUUCUAUUUGGAAGCGCCUUACCUCUGCCCUGUUGGCUCCAGCCAGGCAAAAUGAAUAUGCUAUUAAGCUAGCAGCUGGGAUGAGGGAGAGAUUGGUACAAACAAAUGUGUGUUCGUUUAUAUCUCACAAUUAGAAGCGAGAUCCGAUGUCAGAUUCAGAGUUCACAAUCUGUAAUCAGCAUAUCUGUGUCACAUUCACCAUCGUGACAAAUGUAUUGGUUCAGAAUUAGGGUAUUGGUAUUCAGUAAAUGCAAUAAGUUCUGUAUUCUUAGUCUCUCAACUGAAUUAGAUGAUGAAGUAUUGCUCUUCAUUCCCAGUUGCGUCACUUAGCAGAUGAUUCAUACCCUUCCAUAAGUGUUAAUUUAGUAAGAUCCCACAUUUUGAGGUGAAACAGCAGUGUGGUAAUAUUGUGUUUGGAAUUUGAGUCGGUUAAUGUGAUGAUCUGUACGGUUAUUGCGAUUAUUCGUUUUGAGAACAUAUUGCGUGACAACUGAUGUUUCCCUGCUGAUCUAUAAGGAUUCCGGAGCGGUUUGGAUAACAAUAUACUGGAUUUGUUCUCCCAGAAGGUUGUCAUUAUGGAAAAUGAGAGCAGCUCAAUGCACAUGCUGAUGAAAAAAUAUUUUAUUGGCAUUUAACCGUGAAGGGCAACUUUGCCUUUUUCUGAACCAGCGAAUGAGUAAUGCUUCUACUCUGAGCUAGAUCUGCAAUUGUCCUGCCUUUAAAUGUUGUUUAACAAAUAACCAUGGAAAUAUUAUAAAAAAAUAAAUUCAUUUUGGCUUUAAAAGCAUGUAUUGCCAUCUCUGACAUUACGGGCAUAUCUGUGUAAAAUUCAAAGACCAACCAAAAGGGUAAACAUUUCACGCCAUAUAAUGGAUAAAUUGUCAGUUUCAUAUUUUUAUGCUGUAAAGAUAUCCCUGUUACGCAAUUUGGCUCGGUUAGAGUAAGCAAGCAAAUGUACUGAUGAGAAGUAUGUACACAGCUGUGUAAUGUUAACACGCGUGACGUGUGCAGGACAUACACGUGUGCACGGGGGAACACUAAGUGCCUGCGUGCGUGCGUGCCUGCCUGCCUGCGUGCGUACCUCCCUGGGAUGGCAAUAAUAAAUAGAAGAAGCAUUAGAAUACCCUGUCUUCCAGCCGCCCCUUGCCCACCUCCGUCCUCUCUAAAGAGGGCCGCAGUGAGGGAGUGUGCUGACUGCCUCUGUCCAGCAGAGCAUGGCUGUUCUUCACACGGCUCCUUCCCUGAUGCCGACCCAUGCCCAUUUGCUCGUCUCCUCGGUAGUUAUUUAUUAAUCUGUUUAUUUGCGUGUAGUUUAUUUAUUGAUGGGACUCAAG
Molecule: messenger RNA, 9868 nt
Organism: Gadus morhua (Atlantic cod)
Lineage: Eukaryota; Metazoa; Chordata; Actinopteri; Gadiformes; Gadidae
Gene: diaph2
Product: diaphanous-related formin 2
Biological process (GO): actin cytoskeleton organization; actin filament polymerization
Cellular component (GO): actin filament
Molecular function (GO): actin binding; small GTPase binding
Source: RefSeq, a predicted model, not a curated record